Messenger RNA from Aspergillus versicolor CBS 583.65, 1612 nucleotides. RefSeq lists its product as uncharacterized. The transcript has 2 exons. Bases 181 to 1542 code for a protein of 453 amino acids. The record is from RefSeq and is a predicted model, not a curated record. NCBI's taxonomy places the organism in Eukaryota, Fungi, Ascomycota, Eurotiomycetes, Eurotiales, Aspergillaceae.
UGUGGGACAUGCACCAGGUUAAGGAAGCCCUGUGAGCCUGUUCGCCGUGGAUUCAAGUUCUGCGAGGUAGCUGGGCCAGCUGGCCCAAUAUCACGAAAAACUUCUACCCGGCUAGAUGAUCAAAUAUCGACCCCCGCAGCGAGCGAGAACCCCGAUCUGCCGAGUGUCGAUAUAGUCCGGAUGCCUAGUCUUGAUCUUGUCAAUUCCCUGCAGCAUACGGAGAGAGAUCUGUUCUACUCUACAUAUUGGGAAGACGCUUGUCUGCCGGCUUUACAUCCGAUGUUUGGAUCAAUCUCCUUUUCAGCUGGGGAACAAUCGAUGUUGAAAGACGCCAUUUUAGCUCUGUCAUCGUGCAAUAUAAGCCGCAUUAAGCCUGAUCGUCGAGGGCCAUCUAGCCUGCCAGUGGCGGCUUUCAGUCCGAAUCUUGUCCAUCAAACGAGAAGUCAGCUGUACUACUCCUCGGCCAUAAGGAAGUUUAUGUCGCUAAGCCUCUCCGACUUUCGUUCCAACGCGGCAAUAGUAUUCACCGUGCUUGUUUUAUUUGCUUAUAUCGAGUCUUCAAUGGGCAAUUUCCAGGGCUUCCAGUGCCAUGUGCAGGGGUUGACAAACUUUCUCUUGGAGUUGCGUGAGGUGAUGGGAGAGGCCAUGCUAAAAGCCCUUCUAUCAGCAUGGAUGCAGGUUCGUUUCGUUGUUUGGUGGGCUCGUGCCUAUUUCAGCUCAAUCAAUGUUUAUCGGGAUCUGCCAUCUGUACGACUGCCGGAACUGCUUGCAGAAAAUUUUAAUACGAUGCAAGAGCGGCGCGUUAUGGUCCUGAGCAUCAUGUGUGAAUCGCAUCGACUGAAUUCCAGGGAGGCCCUUAGCCAUUGGAGACCGGACAUCAGCGAGAAUGAAUCAGAAAUCCGCAGUUACCAGACCGGAGGCAGCAAAACAGCAGACACCACUUUUCUUCAGCUGGCUGAACAGGCGAACAAAUUGGACGAGUGGCUCGCGUGUCUUCCGCCAUCAGAACUACCAUUUCCCUUAUAUUCGAAGCAAAGCGACUGUUCUCAACGCGUCUUCGACAACACCGAUGAUCCCAUCUAUUUCGAGUCUCACCACGCGGCUCUCAGCUUUGCAUAUUACGUGGUCGCACGAAUAAUGCAAUGUACGCAUUUGUUGCGGGAGCUUGACGAUCCGAGCAUCUUUCACUCCGGGCCUAGACUCUCCGAAGAAGAAGCAUGGAUACGCUUUCUACUACGAGUCGCAAAGGGCACCAAUAUCAGAGAAUCCAUCUCGAAAAACAGUUAUACAAUUGGAUUCUCUGGUCUGAUGCUUGCUGCGAUACUCCGGUGUCAAAAUCGCUCUCUCGGGAUAGAGAUCCAAAACUGGCUGGAGGCAUUACAACGACUGCAGCCCACGGAGGAAGGUGCGUUCCCUGUUUACCAGACUUUGGCUGUUGUAAAAGCAGUCAACCAGCAGAAGAUGAUGGGGCGCGAGAUAUUUGGCGUUACAUUGCCGUCAGACGACGCGGGCGGGACACCGAAGUUCAAAACUGUAUCUUAAUUGACUUAUAAAAAGCAGGGUGUGAAUUAUCCGAAGGGGACAGGAUAAAAAUAUUUGGUAUGCUUAUGGA